Strongylocentrotus purpuratus (purple sea urchin) is the source of this 2999-nucleotide messenger RNA. RefSeq names its product histone-lysine N-methyltransferase SMYD3. The coding region runs from base 19 to 1311 and encodes 430 amino acids. Gene Ontology annotation, cellular component: nucleus. The record is from RefSeq and is a predicted model, not a curated record. Gene Ontology annotation, molecular function: protein binding. The transcript has 9 exons. Lineage: Eukaryota; Metazoa; Echinodermata; Echinoidea; Camarodonta; Strongylocentrotidae.
CCCUCUUUAGUUUCAUAAAUGAUAAUGGCGGAGUCUGCUAUGGAAUCUGUGCGUGUUGUUAAAUCAGCUACAUGUGGGCGAAGUUUGGUCUUCACUUCAAAAUUUGCCGCUGGAAAAUGUCUCCUUGAAGAACUACCAUAUGCAUAUGUAUUAUGCAACAAGAAAAGGGGACUCUUCUGUGAUUUUUGUCUCAAACAAUGUUCAACUCUUCUGAGAUGUUCCAGUUGUAAAUAUGUAAGGUACUGCAGUAGACCUUGUCAGAAAGGGGACUGGAAAAGAUGUCACAAACAAGACUGCAAAACCCUGAAGAGAAUACAUCCCAGGGUUCCUCCAGACUUGGCUCAACUCCUUGCUCAAAUCAUCCGGAAGCAAAGACAAUCCCCUCCGUGCACUCAGGAUGAUGAGGAUUGCUUUCCAACCACCGUAGACCAGUUGGAAUCCCAUCAUGAGAAGCUGAGCGAUGCUAGAAAGGAUCAUUUUGAGAGCUUGUGGUUUGUGUUGCAGCAGUGCAUUGAAGAGGACGUUUUACCUCAGCCGAGCAGCUUGGUGAAGAUGUUUGGAGCAACUAUCUGCAACAGCUUCUCAAUAUGUGAUAAUGAUCUGAAUGGAAUUGCAGUUGGGAUAUACUUGAGAGCAUCUAUGUUGAACCAUUCCUGUUAUCCUAACUGUGUAGUGGUGUUUGAUGAGAGGAAACUUCAACUCAGGACCGUUAGAGAUGUCAAAGAAGGAGAUGUAUGUACAAUCAGCUAUGUGGAUGUCAUCAACCCAGCUAAAGAGAGACAGACGGAGCUGGAAGAGAGAUAUCACUUCUCCUGCAAUUGUGUCAAAUGCAUAGAUGAAAUUAAUGAAUUGGAGCCAGAUGAUGGUUUAGGUGAAGAGUUCCGAGGCCUGAAGAAAUCCUUGGAGCAAAUACAGGAUGCAGAGAAGUCACAAGAUUGGACCAAAGUGUUAGAGCUGUGUAAGCCCUACCUGAAGCCGAUGGACCCCUCUAGCAGUCUUCAAGCCGAUCAUCAUCUCCUGGUGAAGCUCAGAGAUAGAGCAUUCGACAUAUGCGUUGACACUCAAUCAUGGGAGAAAGCUGCUCAGAUGGGACAACUUAACACAGACCCCUACAGGUAUCACUAUGGACCAUACCAUCCCAGUCUUGGGAUUCACCUUCUGAAGAUGGGUAAACUAUUGCUUUACCUGGAGAGACUCCAAGAUGCUAGAGAAUAUCUCACAGAGGCAGAGAGUGUUUUGGAGGUAACGCAUGGCCCACAACAUUCCCUGAUGUUAACAUUAGUGCAAGAACUCAUCAGUAGCUGUAGGUAACCUAUGGCUAACAAUUUCCCCGAAGAUCCUUCCGUCUGUAACUGCAAAUAGCUGAUGUCCAGCAACAUACAGUAAUGCCUACAGUAGUACUCAUGGCCCACAAACAUUCAUUGAUGUUAACAUUAGUGCAAGAAUUGCUCUGUAGCUGUAGGUAACCUAUGGCUUACAAUUUCAAGAAGUCACCCCUUCUGUCUGCAAAUGCAAAUAACCGAUGUCCAGCGACAUAGGCCUACAGUAAUGCCUACAGUAGUACUCAUGGCCCACAAACAUUCAUUGAUGUUAACACUAGUGAAAGAACUCCUCAGUAGCUGUAGGUAACCUAUGGCUAACAAGUUCCCUGAAGGGCACCCCUUCUAUCUGCAAAUGCAAAUAACCGAUGUCCAGCAACAAAGGUCUACAGUAAUGCCUACAGUAGUACUCACGGCCCACAAACAUUCAUUGAUGUUAACACUAGUGCAAGAACUUCUCAGUAGCUGUAGGUAACCUAUGGCUAACAAGUUCCCUGAAGGGCACCCCUUCUGUCUUCAAAUGCAAAUAACCGAUGUCCAGCGACAUAGGCCUACAGUAAUGCCUACAGUAGUACUCAUGGCCCACAACAUUCAUUGAUGUUAACAUUAGUACAAGAACUGCUCUCUAGCUGUAGGUAACCUAUGGCUAACAAUUGUCCCGACGAGCACCUCUUCUGUCUUCAAAUGCAAAUAACCGAUGUCCAGCGACAUAGGUCUACAGUAAUGCCUACAGUAGUACUCAUGGCCCACAAACAUUCAUUGAUGUUAACAUUAGUACAAGAACUCUCUAGCUGUAGGUUACCUAUGGCUAACAAUUGUCCCGACGAGCACCUCUUCCAUCUGCAACUGCUAAUAAACGAUGUCCAGCAACAUACAGUAAUGCCUACAAUAGAACUUGUGAGAAUUUCUCUAUAGUUGUGGAUGACACUUGAAAUACUGAAAAUGGAAGGACAGAGUGAUCAAGAAUAAAAUGGAGUGGAAACAAGACGAGACGUAGCAGGAUUGAGAUGCAAGCUACAGACAAUCGGACACUCAGCUGUUUUUGCAUCUAGAAAAUGUAAUACAAGCUCUCAUCUUCAGCUUAAGUAUAAGAUAUGUACAAAGUAAAGGCUUCUUCUACCACUCUAAAGGGGCAUCACUAGACUUUUUUUUAAUUGGGGGUUGGAGGCAGUGUCAGACCACAUUUGCCUCAAGUUAGAAGGGAGGAUAAAUGUUUCCAUCUACAUGUAACCAACAGAAAGAAAACUUGGAGAGAUGAUGGGUUCUACGAAAGUAGGUCUUCAAAAGAAAAUAAAAUAAAUGUUCAUAUUCAUUUUACAGGGUUAUUUAAAUUAAUGAGGGUUGUGACUCGAGUUGGAAACUUAUUGGAAACAGGAAAUAAAAAUUGUACAGCACUCAGUUGUGAUACUCAGUGAUCAAGCUAGCACUUAAUGUCUUUUAAAGAGCAUCAUAGAGACAUUUUUGUAUUCUUGUAUAAGAUAAGAUAUGUACAAAGUAAAAGGGAUAGUUGAGUUCUGGUUUCAGACCGCAAAUGCCUUCAAAGUGCAUGGUUAUUGCACUUAUUCUUAUUUAUGACAUUUCUAGUGCCCUUUUACGACCUAAAAUUGCUAUGAAGGUAAUUUUAGACCCCAAAUUGUGUGAAAUGUAGCCAAUAUGAUCAUACCAAUUCAGUUCUACUUU